Messenger RNA from Triticum dicoccoides, 942 nucleotides. RefSeq lists its product as uncharacterized. The coding region runs from base 331 to 708 and encodes 125 amino acids. The record is from RefSeq and is a predicted model, not a curated record. Lineage: Eukaryota; Viridiplantae; Streptophyta; Magnoliopsida; Poales; Poaceae. The transcript has 5 exons.
UUCAAACCCAAUCCCGUACGUACGCAGUUGCAGCGACCUAAAAUUCCCCUCCACAACGGCGGCGACGGCGCCGGGCCGGACCCCUCAACCAGCGAGUACGCACACCGGAGGUGAUGUUCCAUCUCUCCGAUGGCUUGUGCCCGCGGUGCCGCCGAUGGCCUAGUUUGAAGCCGACCAGAUCGGAGCUUGUGGACUGCUAAGAUCCGCGCCACAGUGUGCUCGUCACGGCCUCCCAUCUCAGGCUCCGGCAGAGGCUGGUUCGUCACCGCCUCUACAGCAUCAGCCCGCGUCCUCCUCGACCUCGUCGGCUGCAAGUCGUUGGAUCCAGUAAUGGACGGGAGCAGUUCGGCAUCGCCUUUAAUAGAGCCCAUAAUUCCAGUGAUCAUAGCAUGUGCAGCAGCACUAUCAGCCAUGGAAUUGGUCAACAGUGCUCAACGAUUAAUUCCGCAAUGCUUCUAUAGUGAUGAUGUUAUGACUUUGAUAAUGCCAAGGCUUAUAAAGGAUGGAUUUCUAAUAGGAUUCUGCUUUCUCAUUUUGAUGUCUCCCAGGACAAGAAGCUCGAGCAAGAAGCACUACGGCUGGAGGCAACUGUUCUGUACCAUCAAAGUAGCAACGUUGAUGCAGUUUUCGCUAGCAAUGGUUGUUGAUCCUGUCAUGUUAUUUAUAACUUUAUGUAUAUCUUCUUGUGUUGUGCCUGGGAUGCUCUAGUUUGACAUGUACUCAACAAUUGUUCUAGGGAUAGUCCAGUUUGAUAUGUAGAAUUCCUUGUGCCUGAGAUGGUUCAACUUACACGUACUCACUCAUUAGUGCCUGUGAUGGUCCAGUUGGCCAUGUAGUUGAAGAGGCCAAGAGGGUGUUUUGAUUUUUUUUCAUGUACUUAAAUAUCUUUGACAGAUGUUUACAUACUCUUGAUUGAUCAUCUUGUUCAAGUUUCUGGCAUAA